Molecule: messenger RNA, 3698 nt
Organism: Kockovaella imperatae
Lineage: Eukaryota; Fungi; Basidiomycota; Tremellomycetes; Tremellales; Cuniculitremaceae
Product: fungal-specific transcription factor domain-domain-containing protein
Exons: 7
Coding region: 415-3600 (1061 amino acids)
Biological process (GO): regulation of DNA-templated transcription; DNA-templated transcription
Molecular function (GO): zinc ion binding; DNA binding; DNA-binding transcription factor activity, RNA polymerase II-specific
Source: RefSeq, a predicted model, not a curated record
GGACCAGCACGCCACAGAACAGGCACCAGGUAUUAUAAGGAGGAGGUGUGUGAUUUAGCCAUAGACGACGGACGCCUCUUCUUGUUGUUAAAAAAAAGAAGAAGAAGCUGCUGCUGCUGCUCACUGCUGCUGCUGCUUCUUUCUCUUUUUUGUGUCUCUUUUUUUUUUUGGCUGGGAUUUUUUUUCUCUCCGAGCAAAACCCGUGAUCAUCUGGGAUUAACGCAGCUUCCUCCUAGGUAGAACGAACUCUUUCCAAAUCCCACACACACCGUACCCGGGAAUCAUCGCCCUUAUCUCAUACCAACCAACCAAUAAGAUCGUCGUCGAUUCUCAGAUCCUCUCGAGAUCCUUGAACGUUGGAUUCGACGGUCGGCCUGUUCUGGGUGGACAGAGAUAUCCCCGAAACGCCGCGCCAUGCUUCCGCAGCGGCCUGGAGAUGACACCAACCGAUAUUCACUCCUUUCGGCCGGUAACAAAUUGGCCCCAUUAAACUUGGGCAAUUCUUCACGAAGUUACAUGCCACCGUCACCUGGCAACAUGCCCGGAGGUAUCGGAUCAGGUAAUGGGUCUGGAACAGGAACAGGAGGAGGAGGAGGAAGCUCCAUAGCAGGUGGUCCAGGGUCAAGCGGAGAUAUGGGAUUCUGGGAUCGGGAUAAAACCAGAGACGCGAGAAACCAAUGGUCCCCUGGAUCUUCCUCUAUUUCUCGAGCCAGUUCUCGAUUACCUCCCAUGGUUCAUCAUGGAACUGGCCAUAGUCCGAGCUGGGAAUCGUUUCCUUAUCGACCUAUAUCACCUCGACAGUCUGUGCUCACGCCGCCAAUGACGUCGCAGCAGCCACAUCAACAGGGCCAUCAUCAUCACCAGCACCAGCAGCAGCAACAACAGCAUCACCAUCAUCCUUCGCAACACCAGCAACACCAACAGCAGCACCAACAGGGGUUUCAACGUCAACACUCACAUCAAUCAUUUCACCCGAGAGAAGAGGAGUCACCCACUUCACCAGCUAGCACCUCUGUCAGUGGGAGGCGACAGUCACCGGACGAAGCUUCGAGCAAGAAGAAGAAACGGAGAGUCGCAUUAUCCUGCGCAGAGUGUGCAAAGAGGAAACAGAAAUGUAAUCGACAGACACCUUGUCAGCAUUGCGUUCAACGCCGCGUCCCAGAGUUGUGUGUACCUUAUAUCAGGGAAGGAAGUCCACCGCCGAGAAAUAGGACGAAAGCUGCCGCGGCUGCUGCAGCGUCGGCAGGUGGUGGUGGUGGUGGUGCGGGCAGCGGAGGCGCUGGACAAGGAGGACCAGAUAUCAAGAUCGAAAUGGCUGGAUCAACGGCUGCAACGUCGUUAAACACUGCGCCCACUGCUCGUCAGCCUAGUCAAUUACCGACGUUGACAGUCCGCGUGGCACGGAUCGAAGCUCUGCUCAAUGCCGUCGUGAAUCGGGUGGAUGGCGUUGAGGGCAAGGCGUUGCACGAUUGGCGGAUAAAUCACGCCCCAGCUACAUCCCCGCCACCUCUUGGAAGCCAUGCCAUGUCUCGAUCCCGCAACGUCUCAUCAAAUUCGAAUCACGGAGAUACAGAUCGCGAAGGUAGCGGAGAUGAGGUUCUCAAGAUUGACCGAGAGUCGUUAUCGAGAAACCCACUGCCGCAAUUGAUGAGCAACCAGCCUGUCAACCGUACGAUCGAUUUUCACGGAACCGCUCAAGAAUCUUUCGAAAAGGGCAUGCUAAGCAAUGGGAUCGAGAUCCAUUACGUCAAAAGACUUCUCACAGAUUUGCCCGACCGACCGACCGCGGACAAGUUGGUGAACCAGUUCUUUGAGAAAUUCAAUUUUGUUCGGUAUCCCAUUGACGAGCCGUCGUUCCGAUCAUCUUACGAUUGGCUCUACGAGAACUUGCAGAACCUCAAUCCUAGAUCGCUCUUGUUCCUCCCCGUGGCGUGUAUCGUCAUCGCCAUCGCAUACAGGAUUGCACCUGCGGAGCUUGGUUUCGACGAGGACACAAAAAAGCGAGAAAGCCUCAAAUUGUACACCAACACCCGCUCAGCCAUUUUCAUCGCACGGGCCAUCACUCCUGUGACGCUCCAAUUGGUUGAGACGAGAAUUCUGCUGGGACUGUACCUCAUUCUCAUGCACGAGAGACGACUUUCCGAAGGUUGGGCAGAGCUACGCGGCGCCAUCACAUCUGCGCAAAUUAUCGGUCUUCAUCGUGAUGGAGCAGUAUUGGGCUGCGAUGCCUAUGCCACCGAAUACCGUCGAAGACUGUGGUCUUACCUCCUGCAUGCGGAUGCUACCUACUCCUGCCUACUCGGUCGACCGACGUGUAUCGACUUGGACAGCAGCGACACGCUUCCACCGUCCAAUAUUGACAUGAGCAACAAUGAAGGAUUGAAAAAUCUCAAACCGAACGAGACACCUUCCAAGCCAUUGCAGACGUCGACAUUUGCCACUUACCUCAUCCUACGACGGCGCUUGAGUGAGAUCGUCGGCGAGAUUGCGCGAUUAUUCUCGCGGAUAUCCAAUCCAAUACAGUACGACGAAGUCAAGAGGAUAGACGGACUGUUCACCCAAUUCAUGGCGGAACUUCCUCCAGACUUUCGCAUGCGAAAUCCAGACAAGAGCAACGACUCACAAUUGUGGUAUCUCAGCAUUCACCGAUAUUAUAUUCAAACGGAAAUUCUUCACUUUCGAAUCAUUCUUCACAGACCCUAUCUUCUCAGGCGACUCCGAAGCAGUCGGUACGCUCUCUCACGUAGCGCUUGUUUCGAAUCUGCCGUCCUGGAUUUCAAGAUCCGCGAAGCGUUCAAGAAAGACGUACCGGAUUUCUUUGAGACAUUGCUCGGCGGCUCGUUUAGGGAAUUCAACGCCGCCAUGAUUGCUGGCAUCAGCGAGAUAUUGGAUCCACGAUCACCCCACGCUGCGGACAUGCGCGCGAUUAUCCAAAACUUUCUCGACCAUUUCCCUCAUGAUGAGACAAAGGACGAAUUCUCGCAGAAGGAGGCGGGCAUUGUGAGUGAACAUAGAUCAGCCUGGGGCUUAUGGGUCAAGAUCUAUACACUGCACCGUCGUGCAAAAGAGGCUGAGGAACGUCGGGCCAACAGGCCCAGGAGCUCCGAUGCGAGGUUCUCGGCUCUGAGGACGUUUUCCGCCGAGCGUGAUGAACCGAGAGGAGGAGAACAACCCAAUGGCUCGGGCACCAAUUGGCCAACCACGUACAAUAGUGGUUCUCAUGGAUCUGAUGAUGAAGGCAAUGACCAGCCUCAGCAACUACUCAAUCACUGGCUGUACCACAAUCAAAUGGUCAAUCCACCCAUGUCGUUUGCACCUGGUGAAUUGUUCCCCAACCCAGGCUACGCCCUCGAUGCGAAUACGCAAACGGAAGGAGGCGUUCUCAGCGGCUGGAUGGGCAACCCAAUGGAUCCAGCAUUACCUCAGCCAUCUGUGGACGUCCCCAUGGAUCUGAAUGCUCAGCAGGGAGGUAACGGCGCUGUACCUGAGAUGGUUGGUCAAGUCUGGGGCGACGGAAAUAACGUCCAGUUCUGGGACAAGAUGAUCGACGGCAUCCAAACUGCUCAAGGACCGACGAAUUUCCUGAUGACUGGAGCAUGAAAGUAUAGGGAGUUCCGUGCGGGUCAACUUGUCGUUGAGAGAGAGGGAGAGGGAGAGGGAGAGAUACAGCUAGUGUGGAUGUCACGUGUUGCACAUAA